GCAGCCAAAAGGGCAUCAUCAUGAUCACAUCAUCGCUGUAUAAAUUCUAAUGGCCCGACAUAGUUCAAAUCACUUGUGUCUGAAACUUCGAAGGCAAAAGAACCACCACAAAUCAAAAUGUCGAAAUUGUUCUUCCUUGUUGGUCUUACCAUCUUGGCUGCUGCCUCUGCUCGCGUUCCCCGUGAAUCUGCCCCCGCCCCUGAGGUAUCCGGCGAUGCUGUCUUCAGUGCCAUCCAAAAUGGUUUGAAGAAUUUGGGCAAUGCCUUCUUUGAGGCCACCGGCACCAAGGAUGCUGAUGAUUUCCAAAAGAAGGCCCUCGAACGUUUCAAUGCUGCCCAAGAAAGAAUGAAGGUCUGGAUUGAGGGUGCCCAAAAGGAUACCGAACAAUUGAAGGAAACCCCCGUCAUCAAGGAUUUGCGCGCCGCCUUGGAAAAGCUCGGCAAUGACUUCAAGACCGCCCAUCCCGGUUUGAGCCAAGAAGUCUCCCAACAAUUGAACAAGGUCAACGAAGGCGUUGAAGAUGUUGCCAAGAAAAUCAAGGCCUUGGAAAACUCCGAAGAAAGCAAGAAAUUCAAGGAAACCGCCGACAAGUUGAUCGAAUCUGCCAAGCAACAACUCGAAUCUUUGGCCAAGGAAAUGAAGCCCCAUGCCUAAAUUUCUA
Musca domestica (house fly) is the source of this 661-nucleotide messenger RNA. Its product is annotated as Apolipophorin-3 precursor. Lineage: Eukaryota; Metazoa; Arthropoda; Insecta; Diptera; Muscidae. The coding region runs from base 118 to 654 and encodes 178 amino acids. The record is from RefSeq and is a predicted model, not a curated record. The transcript is spliced from 3 exons.